GUCGGCACUCCUUCUGGACAGCAACCGUGCCAUCGGGUUUUGGUCGCUAGAGUUUAUGGCUUCGUCAUUAGUGACGAGCACUUGUAUGUGGGAAAAGUGAUCUCAAUUUAUUCACAGGGCAGAGGCAAAUUGGGGGCCCAUGGAUGGCAGCAAAGCUCCACCAAUAUUGGUGCCAUCUCAUAUCUAUCCAUGCAGCUUUAUGAGCAAUCCUAUUCAGCAACCUUCCAGGCAGUUCACACACGAUUGGCUUUACUCCAGGCCUUUACAUAUAAGCAUCUUAUGCCAGACUCAUUUUUGUGUUUAAUGCCAGGCAGCUCAGUCCCGGACUCCAACAACUGCCACCUCCAGCUUGACAACAUCGCUCUCACCACUUAUAACAAUCUGAACAAGCAUUCCCGGAGUCUUGGUAUUGCUGUGCAGGAUUUGCAGAAGCUGAGACACAGAGGAAAGCACUCGGCGCAAGAUCAAGACAAUGCAGCCGAUGACAAAGGCUUGCAGGAUGGUUUGUAA
Heterobasidion irregulare TC 32-1 is the source of this 510-nucleotide messenger RNA. RefSeq lists its product as uncharacterized. The record is from RefSeq and is a predicted model, not a curated record. The transcript is spliced from 2 exons. The annotation marks the transcript as partial. NCBI's taxonomy places the organism in Eukaryota, Fungi, Basidiomycota, Agaricomycetes, Russulales, Bondarzewiaceae.